Paramuricea clavata is the source of this 14162-nucleotide messenger RNA. Lineage: Eukaryota; Metazoa; Cnidaria; Anthozoa; Malacalcyonacea; Plexauridae. The record is from the annotation of a GenBank genome assembly.
GCCAAGUCAUCAAUAUUUGCCCAACAAGGGAGAUUACAGCAUCCAGUGGACAGAUUACGUCGCCUAACUAUCCCAGCAACUACACCUCAAACACUAGUUGUACUCUGACGAUCAAACAACCCCUGGACACAAACUUUACUUUCACGUUUACCGACCUUGAUAUCGAGAGUGAUGAAGACGGUAGGUAACGUAAUUUGUCUUAAACUUUAGGGCCUGUUUAUAUCUGCGCGGCUGAUUAGGAAACUUCCCCGACUGAGGACAAAUUGAUCAGUUUUGAUAAAAUUUGGAUGAAAAUUGGAUGAGAAAUAAGCAAAUAUUUGUCUUGCUUUGCCAGGCCUAAUAAACUACAUGCAUUAUAAAACCAUUGUAUAAUUCAUGCACGGUACAUAACCUGGCGGUGGUAUGCAGUCUCAGAGCGCCCUCUAGUUUACACAUUAUUAAUCAUUUAAUAUGUACAGUAUCUACUUACAUUACAGAACUUACCUGUUAUGAUUACCUCAUUAUAUCUGGAGGUUCAUCACAGACAUUUUGUGGGACCAUCACUCCGGCGCCAUUUCUACCUGGCCUGAAUGUCGUCACACUGGAAAUGGUAACAGAUGGUAAUGUUGAGCAAAGCGGUUUUGAUCUCAGCUUUACCACCGUUCAGAGUAAGCAAUAUUUUCGGUGUGUUCAGAGGCGACAAAGGGAAGUAAGGCCUGUUUUAUACGUCGAAUUUCGGUCGCGUCGAAUGCAAUUCAAACAAUAGAUAAUGAAGCUUAAUGAGGUUUAUCAUCUUAUUACCUUUUGUCUUAAUUGCAUUCGACGCGACCAAAAUUCGACGUAUAAAACGGUCCUAAGGCGGCAGAAGAAUGGUCGUAAUUCGGGAGGGAGAGGCAAUCCCAGCUCCUGUAAGUUAUAAUCCCUUAAUAUAUUGAGGUUGCUAGUAAGGAAACAUUCAGCAAUAGCAUGGCCGAAAUUCCAGAGAAAAAUUGGUCAUGUCGCUGACCAUUAAUUACAUGACACUGAGGGCUCAGUCAAAAAUUCCCGGCAUUUUGUUUUGCUUUAUUUUGACUUAUUUAUGGCGACCACUGUUGUAAGAUUACCACAGAAGUAACGAGUAAAAAAUACAAUUACUUCUCCGUAAAGGUAAUUAUUAUAAAUUCAAAACCUACCUCCUUCAAAAGUUGUUACGUUACAGAUUACUUUUCACUUACAGUAGGUGAUAAUAAGAUUGGACUACAACAGUAUCAAAAUGCACCUAAGCGACAUAAAAAACAAGACGUAUAAUUGAACUGCGUUGAAUUAGUUAUUUAAUUUAAUUAAGUAGGGACACAGCUGAAGUGUCGCGGGUUACUUUCUUCAAUUCAAAAUGUUACUCGUUACCUUAAAAAAGGAAUUAAUUACUGAAAAAUAAAUCGAGAAGUAAUUGGUAAUUAUUACAACAUACAUUGGUGGUUUAAUAAGGCUCAAAUUGUAAGUUUAAGUAGACUUUUAAUUGUGCUUGAGUCAAGCAAUAUUUCUCUUGGGCCUGUAACCUUUUCUUGGUCUCGAAAUCAAAACUUUGCCGAUUGUUUCUUGAAAUUAUCUAGCAGUUUUCCUCAUUAAUUUUCAGUACAAGUCUAUUUAUCAGCUUUAUUGGACAAAUAUAGUAGAAACAAGUUUAAGUCCAAAGGGGAUAGCGCAAACGGGACAACGAGACCCAUGCUAGGCGCACCCCCUCCAAAAAAGGAAGAAAAAAAAACCCAACCUAAUUUACUAUAAACAAAUAUAUAUUACAUAACAUGCAUAUUAAGAACGGUGGCAGGGGCAGUCUCUUGUGAGCGACCAAGUCAGCAUGUAUACAGUAUUCUGCGCAUGUUCACUGGGGCUAUAGCUGUACGAAGACGAAUAAUUAUAGUGAUUUCUUCAACAGUUGUGAAAUAAUGCUUGAAAAGCUAUAAAACUACGAAUAUCGAACAUAAUUAAUGAAAAGAAACCUUAGUUUAUAGAUACUAGAGUUUUAUUGGGGUUACACCAAUAAACGGUCAAUUUUAGAAUACUUGAUAAAGUUACUAUCCUGUGGAUAGCGCUCUGCCCACCUGUCGUACAAUUUAUUGGUAUGGAAAAAUACAUCUAUAUAUCUAAUAUCUAUCACAAAAUAAUUUGAUAUAUCAUCAUGUGUAUACAGAAUAUUCCUAUCUGCAUUUUUUCUAGCAACUGGUUUACCACCAGCAGUGAGCGUGUGUCCGACCAGAUCAAUCAUCCCCAGUGCUAUUGGUCGUGUGCACUCGCCUGGAUUCGCUGGUAACUAUGGCGCCAAUCUGAACUGUAAGCUUACCCUGAAUGUGCCUUCAAAUAAGGAAGUUGAAAUUUCCUUCAACCAUGCUGAUAUUGAAUGUAAGUGUAAAACAAUAACAAUAUAUAUUGUUAUAUAGCUAGGGUGAACACCAAACGUGAUUGGUUGAUUUGUGGUCACGUGUCUUCAGAUAAAUGCAAUCAGGGCGCUAAUGCAAUGUAUCCCGCCGACCAACAAGUAAAAUAUUGUUACCCGCCCCGACCGGAUACGUACAUAAAUAAACAAAAUGGCGGCACAACUAGCAUAAUUAGAAACCACGAUUUUCCAAGUUUGUGUUCAAAUUAAGAAUGUAAAAGAGAAGAAAAAUACACAACAGGGAACAGGAUAUGGUGCUGAAACCGUUUAAGUAUAGGUUCUUUUAAUUUUAAACUCGUGUACACUAUAGAGCUUUUGUCACGAAAUACAAUUGUUGUAUGAAAUAAUGUUGUUGAAUGUUGACUUUUGUUUGUCGCUAUAUAACAAAACACUUAAUUUCUGUCCCCUCGCGAAAUAGUUAGUUUUGUUUUCCCUCGAAUCUCAAUGUUUCCCUCGACUUCGUCUCGGGAAACACUGCGACUCUCGGGAAAACAAAAUAAACUAUUUCCCUCGGGAGCAGACAUUAACAUUGACAAAAUCACUUUAAUUUAAAUCACUUUGGUAAAAUUUUCUGGUCAACCAAGAAAUAACCCUUUUUAGGUAUUAUAGUUAAAACAUGUGCGGCCAAUCUUUAUCUGAUAUAAAAACUUGUGCCGAAGUCGAGAGUUUGUAUAUCAGAUCAAGAUCGGAUGCGAAUGUUUUAACGUACUUAAAAAACGACCCAUCUUUUGAGAUCAUUGGCGAAGUAAUUUGAAAAUAAACAUUGUCUAAUUUAUUUGAUAAUAAACAUCGCAAAGCUGAAGUUUAUGUAAAUCAGACAAAUCUUUAUAUAAUUUACAAACAUUGAUUAAACAUUCAUUUCUUUUUAAUUUUCUUCAUGGAUUAUUUUAAAAUGAGUUUCUUAAGUGAAUUUAAUAUUACUGCUUUCGAUUCUUAACAGAUGAAGUAUAAAAACUCCACAAAAAGUAUUAAGACCAUUAUAAACAAACUUAAAAAUACAACUGUGCGCUAGCCUUAAUAACGAUAACAUUCGCUGCAAUUUCAUGUAUACCAGCUAGUGUCAGCUUGCAUUAAAAGUAAAACACAUUAUCCACGAGCCAACGGCGCGGAACGCCGUUCCGGGCGUAAGCCCGGGGCGAGGGUACUAAUUCCGCCCGGGUAUUUACACCCGGCGAAACGAAAGCAUUAGCGAAGUCUAAAGUUCAUCAAUGAUCGCGGGCGUGGGUUACCGUGAGUGGUUCGGUGGGUGGUCAUCUCACUGAUCUCAAAAUAUGGCUGUUUGCCAUGGAGUGAAGAGGCAACAAAUAUAAAAAAUGCAUGUCGUGAUGUCGGAAAGCUUGGAAAAUCGUUUCACAUAACAAAUUGUGAAAUUGUUUACCAUUUUUAAACGUGAACAUUUAUAAGAAUUGAUUUAGUAUGAGAAAUCCUAAAGUGUAGGGCAAGUUUGUUUCAAUUGUUAUGUAUGUUCAAGUAUUUCCUAUGCAUUGUUUGCGAACGUUUCUUAGUUAAAUUAACCUUUGUAGAAGUUCAUUAUAAAAAAAUGCAAAUUAUUUUCAUUAGCGUCCUGUACGAAAGAAAUUUAUUUCCAUUCAAAGUGCGAGUAAUAAGUAGAAGCUUGAGUUGAAGAGUUUAUAUAAAUAUCGACAAGAAGCAGUUAGCGCUGAUUUCAAUUCACAUUUAAAAACGUUUUACGUAGAGUUUCGUUUUGAAAUUUACAUUAAAAUAAAGCCCACAGAAACCAAAAUAAUAUACCUACUUUAUAUAUUUUAGAAAUUGAUAGUUCUGUAUGGGAAAGUACAAAACAUGGACCCCCGGUCCAUGGACCCCUUGUCUGGACCGGGUCCAUGGACCCCUCUAUGGACCCCUCCAUGGGCCGCAUUUUUCCAAAUUUCAAUAUUACUGUUAAAGGCACAGUGCACCCAAAUUCGCGCAUGCGCAUUGCGUUCAAAAACUUGAAAAACUUAAUGUUGUAAAUCAAGUUUUAAAAAUCAAAAUGGCGUCGUAUAUACAGUCUACAGUACUAAUGGGUAAAGAAAGUUUUACGUGUUUAAAAUCAGUUAUAUAAUGAUGUAUAUUUGUGCGAAAUCAAGGCUAAUAAUUUGAUCUCCGGAUGUUCCGAAUUAUCACAGUUAUUAUGUAUGCGAAGUGUAAUUUGAUACCCGUCUGUGCAGAUGAAGCAUCGAGCGGUAUUGGCCGAAUUUCACAUUUUUACAUGCGUUCAAUGCUAUGGAAAGCUCUAAAACUGACAGUGACGAUAACUUGCGUUGUCCUACUGAGCCAGUGAGCCUGGCCCAUCUUUUCAAGCGCCUGGAAGUGGUACGCACGGUGGGAAAAGACGUGGUUCUGGGAGGAAACGCCAGCGUGAGGGAGGCUACCUAGUACCUAACGAGAACGUACGUACGAAGUGCGAUUUGGAAGACCAUUUCCCUGCACAAUGAUGUCUAUGACCUGUGGAUGGAUGUACAAGAAAUUUAUCAACUACAAUGACAAGUCGAGUAAGCCAUCAUCAAGCAACAUCAACUCGAAGGCAAUUAAAAACAUAAGUUUUAAAUUCAGGUAUUUAUACUUUUUUCUCAUACGUAUGCCUUUUUAAUACUCGCCUAUGUGUUUUAAAUUUAUGAAUGAUAUAUACAGUGAACUGAAUAUAUAAUAGUUUAUAUACAAGAUUUUAAUACUACUGCAUGUUCCUAUUUUCUAUUGUCACUGUAAAUAUUGGGCCUAUAAUUGGCCCUAUUGGCUAUACCCAUCAUAGAACUCAUGGCGGUAUUUGCUUUCCUAGUCCUUGCUACCAUUUCAUCUCGAAUAUUUUUCUUGUUUUAUCUCUUGAAUUAUACUUUUAUAUGAUUUAUUACUUCAUAAAUUCCUAUAUGUAUUGGGCCAUUUAAAUAUAUACCCCCCCCCCUAUUGAGGGGUCGCUUAAUAAUCCCCUUAGGAUAUAAAAAUUUAGGACCCCCUUGGGUGUGAUUUUUUGAAGCUACCCAUGGUUAUAUUUAAACCCCAUUUAGGAUAUCAUCUUUGCCCCCUUGGAUAUCAGUAUGGAGUAUGGAGCCGUCGUUCGAGUAAGAGAGCUAAAAGAUGGAAACCAGUGAUUGUUGAGGAGAAGAAUUACUGAGCUACAUUCCAAUUCUGAGUGCUCAUGUGUUGAAAGAGGCAAGCAAAGAGUUUCUGUAGAAAGUAAAACCAUCCACAUCUGAUCAAGAUCCAACAAAAAUAGCCCUAACAAUUGCCAGUCUACCUGCUCUGUCAACAGUGGAUUUUGUAAAAGAACGUACCACAAUAUUUUAGAUUACAGUAGAUAUACAACCUUUUCAGGCUUUUGAUAAUUACGUCAUUUGGCCUGGGAGCCUUGCUCUCAUGAAUCGUGAGCCAAUCACUUUGCAUAAUUUAUUAAUGAAAGCGAGGCUCCAAGACCAAAAAGUAUGUGUGGCGUAAUUAUCGAAAGCGUGUAUUGUCAGAACUACUGAGUACUUUGAUAAAAAAAAAACAGUGCAUAAUACUUUCUCUGAAAAAAUGUAAACAGUCAUUUUAAAUUGUUUAUUUGUACAUUCAACUAAUAAAUUUCUGGAAUGAUCUCUCUUGAAGAUGACUACAAUUUAUUAGUGAAAACAUACAAAUAAACAAUUUUGAGGAUGUUUUUAAAAUGCUUCCAGAGAAAUUAUUGUGCUGUAUAUAAUUCUAUGAGUUUGUGUCAAAGAAACUAUGGGUGAAAUUUCAUAUAAGGAUCCCAAAAUGACAUCACAUAGGGUUGUGUAUGGGCUGGGUGAGAGUAAGGGUUAUAUUUUGGGAUUCUUAUAUAAAACUUCAUCUACAAUUAUGCCUCCACAAUCAAAGAUUUAUGAAUAAGGAGAGCAGAUAUAUACAAUUUCUAUUUGUGAAUGUACAUAAUUUAUUUGUGCUAUAUUCAAUAAUUGAUAAAAUGGACAAAUGUGAAAUGCUGUCCAUAUCAUAGAAACAAAAUAACCAUAUUGUUCUACAUAAAACCCUGACUGCCCACCCCCUUGACCCUCUAGGUCAAGGCAUAUCUCUAUAUCUGGUAUGAUGUCCAUCAGGUGAAGGAUGUUUUUCGAAUUUUCCACACACGGCAUGCAUGGCUAUGUAUGUACUGACACACUGUCGAUAUGCUGCAUGCCUCAUCACUCUAUUGUCAUAUGUUUGUGUAAACACAUAGGUAUCUGCCAAAACUUUAUGGAGGUGGCCAAUUUAUCUGCGUCCAAGCAAAUGUUUUGGAAUGUGCAAGUGUUCCACUCUGAAACAAUGUAUUUCUUUAUAGCACACCCUCUUUCUGUCUGUUGGCAUCUCUGCAAUAUCCACAUACACAGAAUGGUGCAUUUGACUCCUCAAAUUAUUACACUGAAUCAUGCUGUAGCUGCUCCACCAAAUCUUUUAAAACUAAUGCUCUGGACUUAAAACCCUCCUUUGCUACUUUUACAAGAAUCUUGUUAUCCAAACCAUCAAUUAUCUCCUAAGUAACAAAGACAACUAACAGUUACGAUAUAUUAUAUAAAGGCACUUGAGUUCACACAUACAAAAAUUCUGUACCAAUAUUUCUUGACCUUGGUAUGGUACGACCCCUUUGAAUCAUUGUUUAUUCAUAAAGAUUAAAGCAUCAUACAUGAUAUAACGUAUGCAUUCAUCACUGUAUAAAUAUGCAGCUUGCUCUGAAUAUCAAGAUCAAAUCAAAUACAAAUAUUCAAAAUCAGAGAAACUCAUUGAUAUUUCAACUCAAAUACAGUACAUACCUUUUAUAUAUUUUUACAUUACUCCUCGCACCACAAGUGCAUGCGCUUCCUCUGCAAUGACAGCCAGUCACUUUUCCAUUCGUAGAGGUCUUUAACUUGACCAUACAUUGCGAUUUACAGCCACAGUUUGAUAUCCUCGGUUGAGCGACCAUACGUGUAAACAGUGUUUUAAUAGUGUUACAUAAUUAUUAAUUGAACCGAAUUUUACAGCAAUUUGGAUACUUUUCUUUUUUACAUUAAUAUCCAAAAAUACAGCCUUACAUUGCUAGACUCAUCUAAAUCAGAUGUUUCGUCUUCAAGCGAUGAACUCAUGGCGAUAUAGCUUCUUUCGUUUUGUAAAUUUAAAGAGUCAAACUCUUCGUUUGCCGCCAUAGUAAUACAAUAUUAAGUUGCGUGUAACCUGAGCCGCUUGUCAUAUCAAUCAAUCAACAGCGGUAUUGUCGGUCACGUGGGGUGCUGCACUGUGCCUUUAAGAAGCAACAAUAGCAAGCUUGUACUAGCGAAACCAAAAACCAAUUCUUUGAAAAGAACAUUCAGAUAUGCUGCUGCUAAAGUCUGGAACCAAAGUGUCAGCUAACUUAAUAGUAACUGUAUUUAUUAAAUUUUUUGAGAGGGCUUCACUGGGAGGGGGGAGGAGGGGUAGUUAGUUAAAUAAAUAGUAACUGUAUCUUUUAUACUUUUUGGGAGGGGUUCACUGGGGGAAGGAGGGGGCGUUGUAGUUUGUGUUCAUCACGGCCUAAUGAAAAGCAACCUUUCGAUUUGUAAAUAUUUUAAUACUGGUUGAUUAGUCACCGUGUUUAAAGAUGUUUUUAAUAAUAAUAAUAAUAAUAAUAAUAAUAAUAAUAAUAAUAAUAACGAUUUUAAAAUCUUUCACACAAGCGACUUUUUUUCAAUCGGACAAUAACGAUAAAUAUUUUCACCAAUCAGCGCAUACAAGCUAGUUGUCGUUAUCGUUGUGUGAUGUGGUGUGACCAAGUUUUAAUGCUGUCCGUACACAGGCUUGAAAAUUAAAAAAAUUAAAAAAUGCGUGCCUUUUUUGUUGUCGUUUCAGUAGAAAAGCGCUGACUGAAUAUAUAUGCGGUUUUGAGCGGCAGAGCAAGUGAACACAAAUUGGUUUUGCAAAAGCGAUAUGUCGAAUUUGUGAAAGUCAAAACACCAUGCAGGCCUGAACUUUUCACUCCUAUAUACAGUACUGCUCAGAAAUAACCUAACAGAAAACGCGAUUGGAACGCGUCUCGAACCCGGCCGGAACGCGUUCCUAAAUGCGUUCCAUUUGCGUUCCAUUCGCGUUCCAUUCGCGUUCCAAUUGCGUUCCAUUUGAGUUCCACUGUUACCGGAACGCAUCUGCGGAACGCGUUCCGGUUGCACUCGUAUCGAAACCGGACAUCGUCGGAAACCAUCGCGAUUUCCCGAGUAGUAGUCAGCCUCAAUUGCACAUUUUGUGUUCACACUAUAAACUAUGAAACCGCGUUUUUAUAAUAUUUGUUUCCACUAUCGAGUCGCGAAUCAAAAUAACAUAUGAUGUACACAUCACGUACAUGUAUGUGCGUGCACGGUCAAUACUCAGGGACAAAACAAAACACAAUCUAGCUAAUUUCUUUUAUUCGCCAUCAGGUUUCUGACGACCUUGUAGAAAAUGCUCGCGCUUUUCACAAAACUCUAAAGGGCAUCAAAAUAAAUAAAAGCAGUUUUGAAGGAAUUUUAAUGACUUUAACAGUAUUGUCUAAAAUUAUGGAAAUUAUUGUCAAAAGUUAUUCACUCACGCGUGUGUUGAAUACGCUACUGAAUUUCAUUUCCUAAAGAGGUAGGCAAAAUCAUCAUCAGACUAAACCCGGUUUACACUAUCAAAGUUUCUGUGACCAUAGGAGGAGUUCAAAAUGAAUAAACUAAUACCGGAAAAAACACAAGGUAAGAAGGUCGUCCAGUUUAUUAGCUAUCCUGUAGACCAGAAAUACAGAUAAUUUCAAUCUUAACUCAUGCAACAAUAGUACGCAAGCGAUGUUUAUUGCUGAUAUGCGUGUAUUCGCGUGCCUACAGUAAGGAAACAUCAUCCGAUAAGUUGGUACGAUUGUUAGUAAAUGUAUAUUGCAAGCAUGCACUUAUUAUAGAAUCGACCCGAGAUGUUGGGUAGUCAAAAAUAUCACAGUCACUAGUAUUUUGACUAAUUGUAAAUGUUUAUACUUUAUAAUCAUGUGUAAUGACUUAGUUAUGCGUAAAAAAUACACAAGCGGCGACAAUUUAUUAUUAUUAUUAUUAUUAUUAUUAUUAUUAAUGGUUUAAGAUACACACCUUCGCAAUAGAUUGAAUUAUGGUGCGCUUACAAAAUUGGUACGCUAUAUAUUUAAAUAUAUAAAAAAUGUAGUUGCAUGCAUCAAGUCUAAAAAUCUUAUUGAAUUGCAUUAAAAUCAUCGUAAUUAAGUAUCACGCUUAAGUUUCUUUACUAUAACUACUAUAUAGAGCUACUGUACUGGGAAAAAAGCUACGGCGAUAUCUUUCUGUUCGGCAUUUUAUUGUUGUUAAUGUGUUAGAGUUUCUAAGUUCAUAAUCAUUUGAACUAACCCUAGACAAUGGAACAUAUUUUGAUAUAUAAUGAUAUAUAAACGUUUAGAAGCCUUGGAUACAACUGAUUCUAUGCGUGCAUUCCAUUUAAGAUCGUUUUGGAUAACCAGACCUAGGACUUUAUGAGACCGCACAACCUCAAGCGCAUGACCGUCGAUCAACAAUGGUGACAGAUCAGGUGAUUCCCGCAGAAAGCAAACGCGUAGUUCUUUGCACUUUUUGGGGUUAAGUUUCAUAAGGUUGCACGAAGCCCAAGAAUUUAUAGUAUCAAUACAGAACUGAAACUUUGAAUUGCUGCCCUUUGUGAUAUUUUCAGAUGUUGAUAUGUCAUCCACAAAUUUCCAAAUAUCCGUUGCGUGUGGUUUCACAUCGGGAUCAUUUAUCAUCGCCAAAAACAGAAUUGGACCGAGUUUAGUUCCCUGGGGGACACCCGCAUUCAUUGGCAACCAGCCUGACGUUUUCCCUCCAAGUUUGACCCGCUGACGGCGGUUAGUUAGGAAGUUGAUAAUCCAAGGCAACAGGGACGAUCUAACACCUAGGUCCAACAGCUUUAAUAUUAGUAAAUUAUGUUCUAUACGGUCAAACGCCUUUUCGAAGUCAAGGAAACAAAGUUUAAGAUGUUUUUCAGGACACUCUAAGUUGCACAACCAAGUGUGGAUCAUGUCUAAAAGACAAUAAGUUGUGGAUGUUCCUUUCAAGCAUCCAAACUGCUUGGGGUCGAUCUUGUCUUUAAUAUCGGUUAUCAUCCACCCGACCACGAAAUCUUUAAGAACCUUAGCCAGGCAGGGUGUCAGUGAGAUGGGUCUGGUGUCACCUUCACAGGUAGGAGGUUGUGAUUUUGGAACUGGUAUGAUGUCUGAGUCUUUCCAUAUUGCAGGCACGAUUCCAGAUGAAAGUGAUUCGUUGAAAAUAGUUGCAACAGGUUCGGCUAAUUCAUGGGCAAACUCUUUCAGGAUACGACAGGGGACGUUAUCUGGGCCGUGAGCUUUAAAAGGUUUAAUUUCUAAGAGCUUUUUAGAUACUUCAUGUGGUUGAACUGUCGGAGCAGGUAAAAUAAAUUGUAGCAAGUAUGCUACAUGAUACUCUUGCUUCAGCACGUUUGAUAGCGAUCUAUUUGAUUGCUCGUGAGCAGUUUGAGCCGGCUGAGUUUUAGUCGCAACUAUUUUCAUCCCAUGUUGUUAAAUUGCUGGAAUGUAGCCUGUGCACAAAACAAACCUUUCUAGCUCGGGUUGAAAGACUCGAUCGCGAUUUGAAGCAUUUUCGGCUAUUCGAUUUGUGUGUUUAUGGUUACAUAUACAGUUGAAACAAACACGCUAAAAAAGCCAUUAAGGCGAUUUUUUAAAAUUAUUUGUGAUUACAUGCUGCCCGGACUGUGUCGAGUUUCAGUCUGGGUCAAACCGGGCUGGUGCUUCAGCCUGGAAUGAAGCUUGAUAUUAAUAUUAUUAUUAUUAUUAUUAUUAUUAUUAUUAAUUGCUACUUGUAUUCGCACGUCGUAUUAUAUAUUCUGUAGACGAAACAAAGACUGGAACAACCCAGAACUUUUAAACUUUUAACUAAAUUUAAAAGAUUUUUACCUGUAUAUAUAUUUUAGCUUUUAACUCAAUUCAAGUGGACAUCGAUAAGCUACCUUUUAUUAAGUGAGGUUUAUCAAUGUAUAUAUAGUAUAUCGUAAAUAUCUAAUAAAAAGUUUCCAUUAUUAUUAUUAUUAUUAUUAUUAUAAACAAACGCAAAAAAGCUAAAUACAAAGAUCCAAUUAAAGAUCAAAGGGGUCACUUUAAUUCUGUCAAAUUUGUAAACCUAUCAAUGAGCUCUCUCGCUGUGUUUGACAAAGAAUGCUUCACCUUUUUAGAAAUGUUAGACACUAUAGGAAUGGAUAAAAAGCAGCAAUAUUACUGCAUAAAAAAAAUGACGUCUUAUGCCAUUAGAGCGACGUACUAUAUUUUUUGCUGUCGAAACAAAGAGUGGACAAACCCUGAAUUGUUAAACAUUUAAAUUAGUAACUACAUACAACAAUAUAUAUAAUCAUGUAUCCAUUUUAUUCUUGUUUUUUACUGUAAAUAGUACAUAUGUAGUACUCUGUGAUUCAUGUAGCCAAUUGUAAAUUACCUAAGUCAGUAGUGAGAUUUACAAUUGUAUAUAUACGUUAGAAAUUCAAUUAAGUUUUCACUAUUAUUAUUAUUAUUAUUAUUAUUAUUAUUAUUAUUAUUAUUAUUAUUAUUAUUAUUAUUAAUCAAUUGAUAAAUUACAUAUCAAGUGUUACAAAUCAAUUAUUUUAAAAUAUAUUACAAGUUUUUAACAUUAAAAUUUUUUAGGUUAUAUUAGAGUUGCAAAGCUAAAUUAUAUCUAAAAAUACAUCUAAUGAUGAAACUAUUUUUAAAACGCUCGGUAGAAAUGUUUGGUCACUGUGCCUCUUGUGUUCUAAGUUUAACUGUAUAUUCUUUAAUUUUUGGACAGAUUUCUCUUAACGGAUGAUUGUUUUGUUUACACAGCUUUUCAAACAGCUUUCUAUCUGUCUGUUCUAACAGUAUAUUAAUAUCUAUUUGUUCUGAUGAUCUUCUUUCAUAACAACAAUUUAAGAAGUUUUGAAUAGUUUUUAACUCCGGUGGUGAUGCAGCAAUUACUGAUAAGCCAUAGGUAAGUUGUGACAGGACCAGUGACCUAAAAAGAAGAUCUAAUUCGUCUUGACUAUAUCCUUCAUUCCUCAGUUUUCGAAUUACAAACAAGUAUUUAUUUGCUUUCACCAACUUUUUCUUAACACAUUUCUCAAAUCUGCUUGUCAUUUCAAAGGUUAGCCCCAGUAUUUCAAGACUAGAAUGCCGUUCAAACCCAUAAAGUGGUGAUACACAAUCCUCUGAUCGUCCUUUCUUUAAUAUAAUCAUUUCUUUACAUUUACCCUCAUUUAAAGGUAAAGAGUUUGAUUCGAACCAGUCCUUAAAUUCAUCUAUGGCUUUAGAACUACAAUCUUGGGUAUUCUUCAAAUUCGGUACCAAAAGUAAGGAAUCAUCCGCGAAUUUAACAAGGGGGGUGUUGGAACAGUUCUCCAAAUCCUUAAUAAAUAAAUUAAAGAAAUGUGGUCCGGUCACAGUUCCUUGCAUAACUCCCUUCUUAAUAUCUUUCCACUUGCAUGUCGUUCCUUGGAAAACUAUUCUCUGUCUUCGAUCUUUUAAGAAAUUUAAGUAGGCUACCAAUUUACUAAAUAAGGGUUCAUAGAACUCGAUUUCAAUUUUUCACUCAGUUUUGCGUGUUUUACAUUGUCAAAUGCUAUGGAAUAGUCCAUUGCAAUUAAUCUCACUGCAUCACAAUUUGGUUCUUCUAGUUCUUUCAGGUACAUAUACUAUAAUUUAAUUAAGGCGUCUGUGCUACACCCAGGGAUUCGAUAAGCAAACUGGGAAGAUGAUAACUUAGCCUCGAAAGAUAUUUCACUAUGAUAAUGAUAAACCGUUCUUUCGAAGCAUCGUCCAAUCACAGGUGUGACGUUUAUACCUCUAAAUUCACAAUAUUCCUUUGGAUUCUCGACUUUUGGUAAAGGAUCUAUAUGAGCAAUUUUCCAAGAGGUAGGCUAUGUGGAUGUAGAGAGAGAUUCAUUCCAAAUCUUGGUCAUAACAGGUGCAAAUACGUCAGCGUUUUCUUUCCAUACCUAAAAUGGAAUUUCAUAAGGGCCUGUUGCCGUUUUCCUUAUUUUCAACAAAGCGUUCUUGACCUGGGUUCUGCUAAACUGAGCAGCUUUUAUUGUGAUUGAAUCUAUCUCCAUCAACGUUGGCUGUUCAUAGUCUCUAUCCAAACAUAAAUCUCUAAAGUAAUCGUUCAAGUUUUCUUUAAACUCGUUGUCAAGUAUAAUAUGUGCUCGAUUUCUUCUAUGCGACAAAAAGUCAACAUUUUUCCACUAUUGACUUGUGCCAGUACACUCGGACUUUGCCAUUUUUGUUCGAUUAUGUGAAAUUAUUCCAGAUAUUCGUUCUGUUAAUUCUGCCGCAAUAGAUAGCUAUCUCCUUGACUUAGCCUUUGAUCUUUUCUUAUUAAAUACUUUAAAAGUGGAGACAUCCAUGGAGGGUCACAAAUGGAAAGAGUAACUGUUUUCUUUGGAAAACAUUGAUCUAUGAUAUAAUGGAUAGUAUUCUCCAAUACUUUAGUUGCUUCUUCAACUGUUUCCCAUGACGUAACUUCAGACCAACUUUUCUCGGCAAGCUUCUUUUGAAAUUUGACUUUAUUCUGUGCUCUGUAGUCCCUAAAGCUGAUUUUAGUGCGGAGGGGCUUCAAUUUUAUUCCUGCCGGAAUUAUGACCCCCAAGUGGUCUGUUUUCAUUUGUAUAUCAUAUCCAAUGGGUAUGCUUUGUUGAAAAGUUCCGGUCUAUUUGUAAAACAGUUAUCGAGAAUUGCUUGCCCUCUGGUGGGAAAGUCUACCAAAGGCAAUAUGCCAGACAUUGUGGAAAGUUGAAUAACGUUUAGAUGAUUAAUGUCUCCACCAAAGAGAACUAU